Hippopotamus amphibius kiboko is the source of this 1133-nucleotide messenger RNA. RefSeq names its product transmembrane protein 14C (gene TMEM14C). NCBI's taxonomy places the organism in Eukaryota, Metazoa, Chordata, Mammalia, Artiodactyla, Hippopotamidae. The record is from RefSeq and is a predicted model, not a curated record. Gene Ontology annotation, biological process: regulation of heme biosynthetic process. The transcript has 6 exons. Bases 138 to 482 code for a protein of 114 amino acids. Gene Ontology annotation, cellular component: mitochondrial membrane.
AGAAAGCGCCGCGGCAUUUCCGGCGGGACUGCGACUCCCCGCCCCCAGGCGUGUGCAGCCUCGUCGCCUGGUGCAGACCUUCGGGAAGGAGGUGCAGGCCUGGUGUGAUCUUCUGUUUGGACGGAGUGAAAGAGACCAUGCAGAAGGACUCCGGCCCUCUAGUGCCUUUACAUUGGCUUGGCUUUGGCUAUGCAGCACUGGUUGCUUCCGGUGGGAUCAUUGGCUAUGUAAAAGCAGGCAGUGUCCCGUCCCUGGCCGCUGGGCUCCUCUUUGGUGGAUUAGCAGGCCUGGGUGCCUAUCAGCUGUCUCAGGAUCCAAGGAACAUUUGGGUUUUCUUAGUUACAUCUGGAACUCUGGCUGGCAUUAUGGGAAUGAGAUUCUACCACUCUGGAAAAUUUAUGCCUGCAGGCUUAAUUGCGGGUGCCAGUUUGCUGAUGGUCGCCAAACUUGGAAUUAGUGCGUUGAGUAAACCCCAUCAGUAGUAGUCAUGGCCCAGCUUGGACUCAUGAAGAAUUUUUAAAUUUCCACUAUUUUUAACAUAUUAAGAUAAAUAAGUACAGCAUUUUCACAUAUUCUGACAUUUUACUUAAAACAAAAACAAAAAAACCAACACUGAACUUUGCAGAGAAAAAAAUCAGUCAUUAUCUUUACAACCCUGAAGAGGUGGGUAGAAUGUAACAUAAAAGCUUCUUCCUGCAGUUUGAUUCCUGUAUGUUGGUGUUAUCUGUUCUCUCUGAAUGUAUAGGUAAAAUCUCCAGGAAUAAAAUGUAAGGUGUCACCAUUGGGGCCCCCAAAACCCCAUGCUCUACUCAGAGGAACAGUGUGAAAAAGAUCUCUUAACGAGAUUUAGGCUAUCUGUUCUUUUGUUUAUCUUGGAGCACAGACCUACUUUGAAAUUAUGUUAAAUCAAGUAAAAUAAAGUUUACUGUAAAUAAUAUUUUCUGUGGUGUCUUUGUUGCCAGAGCUAUCUAGAGCAUAGAAUGAGAUGUGCAUAUCAAGAAGAUAAAAGAACAUGAAAGUGUGCUUGUUAACAUUUUAUUUAGGAAUUACCCAUUCUGAAUAAUUUAAAGACCAAAGAAGGAAAGUUAUUUGUUAUUUGAUUAUACAUUGCAUUGAGGCUUGGAUUUCUAAGA